Messenger RNA from Colletotrichum costaricense, 582 nucleotides. RefSeq lists its product as uncharacterized. The record is from RefSeq and is a predicted model, not a curated record. The coding region runs from base 1 to 582 and encodes 193 amino acids. Lineage: Eukaryota; Fungi; Ascomycota; Sordariomycetes; Glomerellales; Glomerellaceae. The transcript has a single exon.
AUGCAUACCCUCUCCAUCUUUCUCUCUCUCUCUCUCUCUCUCUCUCUCUCUCUCUCUCUCUCUCUCUCUCAUUCAUAUUUUGUGACUAAACUUGCCCACCAUGAUCGAUCGGGGAUCCGGCCGGGCCCUGGGAGACCAUCAUGGUCCACGUCAGGUUUCCUCGACGACGGUCCGCACUCCGUACCCUUCAUUCCUCCUCCAUUCGCGGGCACUCUGGGGUUGGCGCAGGCCGUGCACCUUACUCACCACAUACUGCAUCUGAGAGUGCCUGCACCCAAAGAAACGAAAAUCGACAACCACACUCAGAGCAGGCAGACCCGAGUGAACACACAGGGUCAGCGUUUGGGUGUUUGGAAGGGGGGGGGGAGUAAAGGGACCCUUCAAAGGCAACGGCUGGGGCUAUCAUCUGAACGGGGGGGACGGCCAUUAGAUUGGGGCCUUGCGCGCGACGACGCUUUUACUACGAAACCUUGUGCCAAAAUAAGGUGCUUCACUCUCUCUCAAUGCGGCGAGAUGAGCACAAGCAAAAGUGUCACACAAAAGUAUGAGAGAUUGCGCAUCUCACCACACUGCAUCAGUUGA